This is a messenger RNA of Hyaloperonospora brassicae, 2688 nucleotides long. NCBI's taxonomy places the organism in Eukaryota, Oomycota, Peronosporomycetes, Peronosporales, Peronosporaceae. The record is from the annotation of a GenBank genome assembly.
AUGGACAUCCGCUCGUUCUUUCGACACAAAGCGCCGAGCAACAGCACCAGCAGCAGCACGAGAGAGCGCGAGAGCCAAAGCAGUAGCAGUGGCACGAAGCACAGGGCGGAAGUAGCGAAACAUGCAACAAAAGAAGCGGAGCCAGAGCCGACACCGCCAGUACGUCGGUCGACUCGUAACACUGUGAAACACAAUGUGGUUGUGCUGGCCGAGAGCGACGAAGACGAAGACAGUGACGACGUUGACCGCAUAUGUGGUCGUGUAGUCACGAAGCAGCAGCAGCAGAAUCAGGAGAAGAAGUUGGAGAGGGAGAAGAAGAAGAAGAAGGAGACAGUGACGAAACAGAAGACGAGAAAGACGAGGGCAAUUGACUCUGACUCGGAGACGAACUCGAGUGACGAUACGAUGCUGGACGUCGAGCGCGAUAGCAAAGUGCUGACAUCGAAGCGACUGCGUCGUGGAGAUGCUACCGCUGAAAAGACGCCACAAGUGAGGCUGAAAGUAGCGGUGGAUAAAAAGACGACGGGUAGCCGACACGUUGCCGCUUCGACCUCUAGUCGCGCACCUGCUACCGAUGAGCUGGACGAAGCGAUUGUGACGCAAACAUGUGGUUUGGAACACGUGCCAAACCCUUGCUCGGGCAGUCUGGAUGGAAAGACGUUUGCCUUCUCGGGCGUGCUAGAAAACUUGUCGCGCGAGGCUGCGGUGCAUCUUGUAAAGAGCUGUGGUGGGUCUGUUGUGAACAGCGUGACACGCAAUACGAUGUAUCUCGUGAUUGGCGCUACGCUGGAACAAGGUGGGCGGGUACUGGAGGGAGCCAAGUAUAAGGAAGCAGUAGCGAAGAACGUGCGCGUUUUGACCCAGAACGAGUUCUACAAUCUCAUUGCAGAGGCAUCGGCCGCUCAACAGGCGCAGGAUUUGGCAGCGGAUAAGGCGAAAUUGAAGUCAAAAACUGCCACCGCGUCUUCGAAGUGCAAGAUCAAAUCGGAUGCGUCGAUCAAUCAAGAGCUAUGGACUGACAAGUACAAGCCUCAAACGCUGGACCACAUGAUUGGCAAUACUGAGCUAGGCAAGAAGUUGAAGACGUGGCUGUUGGACUGGGAAGCGAUGCACGUGAAGGGAACGAAGAAAGUACCGUUUUCGGCAAAGCUGGCCGAGAAUCGUGGAGCAAAGACUGUGCUUUUGUCGGGUCCUCCCGGUAUCGGUAAGACUACGAUUGCGAAUCUAGUUGCUCGCGAGUGUGGAUUCGAAUGCACCGAGCUGAACGCGAGCGACACCCGUAGCAAGAAGAUGCUCCAAACUGGUCUCAAAGACGUGUUGGGCACCCAAGCACUCCAAUUUGGUAUGGCCACGGGUAAAAGCAGGCAGCAAAACAUGCACUUGGCGCGUCGUGUCGUCAUCAUGGAUGAAGUGGACGGCAUGUCUGGCGGUGAUCGCGGCGGUACGGCCGAACUUAUCCAGCUGAUAAAGAAAUCGAAGACUCCGAUUAUAUGCAUUUGCAACGACCGCCAGAGCCAGAAAGUGCGAUCUUUGGCAAACCAUUCAUUUGAUUUGCGUAUGCGUCGUCCGACCAAGAUACAAAUUGGUAAGCGACUGAUGGAAAUUGGUUUGAACGAAGGUUUGCACAUGGAGAAGAACGCGAUUGAAGAAGCUGCCGAUCGAUGCGGCAAUGACAUUCGGCAGUUGCUGACGCAGAUGCAGCGAUGGCGACUCACUACCACUAGUAUAACGUACGCAGACUUGGUGAAUCCGUCCUCUCAGCAUAACAAGGACGAGAGUUUGCGACUGAACCCAUUUAGCGCAACACAACAGAUAUUCCGGCGUGAUGUGUCUUUCGAAGCAAGAAAUGAGGCUUAUUUCGUCGAUUAUGACUUAAUGCCGCUGAUGGUUCAGGAGAAUUAUAUUCAGAGUAUCAUGAAUAACCGGACGUCGUCGGACGAGAAUUUGGAAGCUGCGAUGUACGCAUCGGAGUUCAUCUCAGAAAGUGAUCUACUGAACACGUACGUUCGGGUGGACCAGCGCUGGGACUUGCUGACGAAACAGGCGGCGAUGAACGUCGGGGCUUGUGUAUACUCGGCUGGAUUCAUCGGCCACCCCGAGUUUUCCAAAUGGUUGGGAAAGAACUCCACAGCUUCCAAGUCAAAGCGAUUGUUGAGUGAGCUGUCAGUCCGAAUGAGAUCACAUGCUUCCGGAUCCCAAGAAGUCAUCCGUCUCGACUACGUGCCGUACAUGAAAGAGAUACUUCUACACAGGCUGUUAUCAGGGGAUGAUAACUUCCACGAGGUGGUUGAACUGCUAGAUGAGUGUGAGAUCACACGCGAAGACCUUACAGAGUCAAUGGAAAGUUUCAAGUUUCCUGGUGUGAAGCGCCACUCGUACUCGGACCUUGACUCGAAAGCAAAGACGGCGUUUACGCGAAUGUACAACAAGUCUUUCCACAAGUCCCAAGCAAUAGUGGAGUCGGUUCUUGGUUCAAGUACCGUCAAGAAGGGACGAGGGCAGGCUAGUGCCGUGAAGGACGAGGAGAACGGUCUGCCUGUGCCGUCAGACGCUGAAAGUGAGCCGGACGACGAAGUGGAUAUUAGCAAAUUCCAAAAGAAAGCGCGUAGCAGUGCGAAGCGCAAGACUGCUGCUGCUACAGAAAAGAAGGCGGCACGGAAGGCGCCAGCAAAGAAGCGCCGCUCCUAG